GAUAUUAAGAUGGGUGUGCGCCAGAAUCAGUUUAUGCUUGACUUGUUUUUGUAGAAAAAAAUAAAGAAAAAGCUCCAGAAGAACGGCUGGUUGUGGUGAGAGCUAUGACCGUGGGUGACGGAGCAGAAGGGAGGGAGGAGGGGUGAGCGACGCUCCGUUCUGCCUAGUGCAGGACGCAGGAGACGGUCGCUCUCCAAGGUGCUUAAAGUCAGAGCGCGCUCCGUCUUCAGUCUCGCCUACUGGCGAUGGACCUCGGCUGCAGAAUCCAGUGAUGCCUGGCUCCAGUCGCAGUUGGGUUCAUCUUUUUUAUUUUUUAUGUUUGACUCCCACCCUGGUGGAUUCUUAUUGAAAGCAUCUGGAUGUGCAACAAGACCGACUCUCGCUUUCAAACACUGACCUGCAUCAUCUGGAAAUACUAAACUGACUCUGGAUUCUCAGGGAAUGCUACCGAAGGGAUUUUUCUAGUAGUUUUCUUAUCCAUCCGCCUGCUUGUGUCGCAUUUUGUUGAAGGAGAACUGCAAUGUUGUUGCAGGAAAUAAAAAGGUAAGUCGGAUGAGGAUGAUCACAAAGAAGACCUACUUUUUCCGUGGAUGUCUUUUCCUUUUGCGCUGGGAAGAGCAGCGCGAACGGCUCUUCGUUCAUUGCUUUUAAGCCCAUAAACCCGGAGGAGGCGGGGAGGAAAACACGGUCUCGUGGAGAAUUUACCGCGUGGAUGGAGGGAAGUUUCCAAUAAGGCGACUAUCUGAUUUGUUCCGGCUCUUUUUAUGCUCAAUGUGUUGACUUUAAGAAGAUAUCAAACAUUUUCCCUGCGCCCAUCUACCUAGACAUGAUGACGGUGGUGAUGAUAAAGGUGGUGCUGCUAUUGAAGAGCUGGACGGAUUCGGAGCAGAUACCAGGAGCGUAGAAAUGUCAUUCAUGCACUUGGGUUGAGUGUGGAUGUCAACGCCACGAGGAAGGAUGCGCGCUCGCCUGUGGGCCGCCUCCGUCCUCCUCCUGUCCCUGAGCGUCGCGUCGCCGGCCGCGGUGGACAACCCGCAGGAUUACACCGCGGACGAGGCCGAGCGGACCGCCGUUGAUAACAUCAUCUUUGAUGACUACCGGGGCAAAGGGUGCGUGGACGAUAGCGGGUUUGUGUACAAACUGGGGGAGCGCUUCUAUCCGGGACACUCUAACUGCCCGUGCGAGUGCACGGAGGACGGGCCGGUGUGCGACCAGCCCGAGUGCCCGAAACUGCAUCCCAAGUGCACCAAAGUGGAACACAACGGAUGCUGUCCCGAAUGCAAAGAGGUCAGGAACUUUUGCGAGUACAGAGGGAAAACCUAUAAAAUACUGGAAGAAUUCAAGCCGUCGCCCUGUGAAUGGUGCCGCUGCGAACCAAAUAAUGAGGUACACUGUGUGGUGUCAGACUGUGCUGUCCCAGAGUGUGUCAACCCAGUGUACGAGCCAGAGCAGUGCUGCCCCAUCUGUAAAAAUGGUCCAAAUUGCUUUGCUGGAACGACGAUCAUCCCAGCCGGAAUAGAAGUAAAGGUGGACGACUGCACCAUCUGCCGCUGCCACAACGGAGAUUGGUGGAAGCCAGCGCAGUGCUUGCGGCGGGAGUGCCUCAACGGCCAAUCGUUGUCAUAGAGGGACUCCGGUGGGGAUGGUGGAUAAGCUCAGGCAAGGCUCUGCCUACUGCGCCAUUUUGUACGAAUGACAGGGCAGGAGCACAAUUCUUACAAAAACAAAAAAAAAAGAGGAAUGAGAAAAAUGGAGACGGUGAAGAAGUGCAGAGGUGUUCUCCCAAGUUUCACACAAAUACAAAUCUAGCCAGCGAGGAGGUGAUGGAACUUGUCUCCGUUUCCGCCCCGCGGUUUUACUCGCUCUACAUAUUUUAAAAGAAUCCGACUUGCUGCUUUCACUCGGAAACUUUCCAAGCUUCUCGAACUCUUUCCUAACCACUGGCAAUGUUCCAUUGCUGAUGUCGGUUUCUGUAUGUACGUCAUCAGCUUGUUGUAGAUGUUUGUCACAACCACAAAGGUGUUGUAAAGCUCCAACGGCAGAAAAAAAAACAACGCAAAAGCACACUUUACUGCACUUUUUUUCUGCUUAUUUCAGACGAACUUGAGUUUUAUGACUUCACUCUGAGAGCUUGUUUACAAAAUGCACACAACACAUUAAUGUUUGACCUUGUGAGACUUUAUCAUUCUGGCUGUUGUGCACCUCUGAUGCUAUUUUCUUAGUAGCCCCUUGUUUUUUGUCACGUUUUUGUCAAGUAGCAACACAAACAGAACGAGUUGUCAGUAUGAGCAGCUGAAGAGCAAGAAAGGUGUGAUCCUCUACAAAUCACAGAGGAACAGGAACUGCAUCAAAAGAACUCUGGGGACCCUUCUCCAGAUCAACUGGUUUAUGGUUUUCUCUCUGAGGGCAGAAAGGUCCCCUACUAACCAUCCGCUUGAAAUUGUUAUCAAAGCAGUUAGCGAGCCAAGAGUGGCCUACUUUAAUUUCCCUUAAUCAGGAGUAUUCUGUGAUAAAUCCUCCAGCUGGGUGCUUAGCUGCAGCCUGCACGCUGGGCACAUUCAGCAAGAAGCGGCGGACAAAAGAGGAGAACCUGCACACGGCUAAAAGCUUUCGGGAAGCAUUUACAAGCAUAGCAUCCAUGUGAGAAAACAUGGAAAGCAUUCAUCCACUGUCCCAGGCACAUGAUGUCACUCUGCACCAACUCAGGCACUCAAAUCACAUAGCUCCUACAUUUUCUGCAGCUUGUUUCUCCUCUCCUCCACAUCAGAAUGUUGUGUUGCUGCAAUCGAGUCUGUAACAUUUAGGCGAGCUGGCAUUUAUUUCUGGCUGUGAAGUGGUCCAGUCUGGAAGAAAAAUCACACCUAGGCCUCAUUCUAGAUGAUAAAUACCAGUUAUUAAUUCAAAGGUGAAUUUUUGUUAGCUUGUUCAGUUUAUCACUGGAUUUCCCCCCCCCCCCCCCCCCCCCUCUGUUUCUAGAAAAUCUGGUUGUGUUUUAGACCCCAUUCCUGUUCGGUGAUGGACGUGUUGCUUAAAGAGCAGCUCCUAGUUCUCCGUAAGGAGGCAGACAUGAACACAACGAUGGCUAAAUAGGCGCGUUACCUUAAAAGACACAAAAAAGUGAUUUAGAAAUAAUUGUCUACUGAGUCUGCUGCAUGGCUGCAGCAUAUCUGCGAUGAUAACAUAAGAAAAAGGAAAUAAACUGGGCAAAAUUCAGAUUUAGGAGGAACAAUGGAGUCUGUCACUUUUCAUCAUUUAACUGCAUAUAUUUAGUGUCUCUCAGUAUACAAAGACAAACCCAAUUUAUCUGGUUUGAGGUCCGCAGGCUCAUAAAACAAAGCCAACUCAGAUGUGGUUCAUCAGCCCCGGCCUCGAUGCAUCAGACAUUCCAGGAUUAUUAAAGGAGAUUCAUUCAUCAUAAUUACUUUAAAUGCCGCAAAAUUAUUCAGCUCACAAAUGUAUCCAUUAAUAAAAAAAAUAAGAAAGCUUUAGAGAAACAUUUUGAAGAGAAGCGUCAGCUGACAGGACUGUUUGGACAGAAGUGAAAGGCGAGUUCUGCCACCACAGAUGCCUUAUUGCUGCGGGUCCAGAUAAGACUCACAAAGCACGGCCGUUGGCGUCGCAUAGAAGGAACGGCUCAGACUGCUUCAAGUUUGUUCCACUGCUCUCUGCAAUGGUUCACUGUUAUGGAUUACCCCAAAACUAUUCUUUGUUUUAUUGGACGACAUUCCAGAAGGAGCCUGUGGGUUCACAUAAAGUACAAGGACGAGUGUCGUCCAUUCAAAGCUGAAACUCCAGAGGCUGGAUCUAAAAAUACACCGGCAUUUCACCUAGGUAAAUAAAUAAAAAGAGAAAAAAGUCAGACAUGAUUUAUAAACUUAUGACACGACAUAUUUUAUAAUUUUACCAUUACGACCUUUUGUCGUUAGUAAACACGUUAUUACAUAUAUAUAUAUAUAUAUAUAUAUAUAUAUAUUUUUUUUUUUUUUUUUUUACUUAGAGAGCCGCUCUCAUUGGUUUAUGAGAAAAAAAAGUGUGCAGCAGAAAAUUAAACAAGUCUAAACUUAGAUUAGACGUUCGUCCACAUGUUGGAGGUGAGUUGUUAUCUAGGCUGCUCUCAGAGAGCAAAUGAAACAGAAUAUUUAAAGAUGGUUGCAUGGAAAAAGGCAGAAGAUUUUAGUUUUACUGCUGCAGAUCGGAUACAUACGGAAGCACAUUACCAUCAGUGUGGGGGAAAAAAUAGGAGCAGUAUCUCGAAAUAAUGAGGGUUCGUGUUAUAAUGUGAUAGAAAUCUUGUUUGAAUGAGAAACUUUCUCAUUAUAACCAAACUUAAGUCAUUUUCUUUCUUGAAAUAAUGUGUUUCAUAUCUCGUAACAAUGAGAUAGCAGUAAAGGGAGAAACGCCGACAUCUUGCAGGAUGUUGAAUCUCUCGAUAUGACAUUAGGCCUAUUAUCAUUGUGAGGGAAAUCUGUGGGUGUUAUAGGUGUUAUGCACCUGUUAGACUUAACUCAUUCACUGCCAUUGACGACUGAAGUUAUUUGCAUUUUUUUUUACUGUGUGGGCAUUGGAAAGAGCCUCCGCACCAUGAGAACAAACAUCCCAGCUCUAAAGCUGAUCUUCAUCCGAGUCUGUCACGUGUCACGUGACCAGGAAGCAGAAAAUCCACGUGUUAGGAGAUCAAAAAAAGUGAGGCGCGAACCAGAAAAGCUUCUGCCGAUCAUAAUUCAACAACGGAUUAUGAAAGAACGGAUAACGCUUGAAACACGCGGACUCUUCCUGAUGUGAGAGGUGAGACUCUUUGUUUUGGUAGUUUUGGCGUCGACAUCAUCAGAACACAACGUUCUGUGACUCUUAAAAACAACUGUGAAAACGCUGAAAAACGCCGGCAGCGAAGGGCUUUUCUGAUCAGGAAAUGGCUGGCAGUUAAUGAGUUAAACACAAGCUCUUGGUAAAACGAGCUGUCAGUCUGUUGCCUUGGCAACAGGGUGUACAUGACAGAGCCAGCAGAAAAAAGAGCUAGCGAGUGUAAUUUGUUGAUUCUUGCGCUGUUGUUUGGCGGUUCCUCCCCAUUGUUGUGACACUGCUGCUCUGUAGAUCCUAAAGGCCAAACAUCAAGAACUGGAAUAACUAUGGGCCAUUCCCAUCUGUACCGGGUCGGCCCGGGCCGGGUAGCGUAGGUUGUUUACAUAUCUGGGUGGCCUGGUAUUUUUCCGGGCCAACCAAGGCUCAUUCUCAGCCCUCUUCUCGAGGGGGUCUGCUUCAGGCCGACCAGGGCCAACACACCCACUGCUGACAGCAAAUUCACACCUUCCAUUAGAGCAAGCCUCUGAUUGGUGGGUAGAAUCAGCCCACAUGGGCUUAAGGCAAGGAUGUGUGGAAUCACCCGGGCCAGGCUGGGGCCGACUGGGGCUACCCGGCCCGGGCCGACCCGGUACAGAUGGGAAUGGCCCACUAGUUUGUUCAAUCGGAGUGGAAUGACACAACAUAUUUUAUCAUUUUCCCGUUACGACCUUUUGCCGUUAUUAAACACGUUAUUUUGAGAAACGUCAUUAAAAAGAGUUUUACAUCUCAUUAUGAGAAAGUUUAUCAUUAAAACAAAAUUUAAAUUGCAAAACGAGAAACGUUUUCGUUAUUACGAGAUGCUGCACCAGUGUUUUUUCCUUGCACUGACGGCAAUAAGCUUCCGUAGGUGCAGGCAUGCAGCAGGUCUGCAUUACUGCACAUGUUGCUCUGCACUUUAAAUAAAUGCAUUCCUCAAACAGAAAACAAUAUGCUGCUUUUCUCCACUCGGUGCAAACUCAGUUAUUCUUGAGCAAACCAGAGGAAAUUACAUUUCACCUUGCAAAUCCGAGGAAGGACGGAUCAGUCACGCAGCCCGUCUUUGUUAACGUUUCUUUUUGUCGGUUUGUGAAUGUCUAAUCUAAUCAUCCCGUCUGUCCUCCCCUCCAUCAUGAAAACUACGGGCUUGUUCAUGGGCUUCUUGUACAUGCUGCUUUUUUCCAUGAGACACCGACUUACUGUAGCUGGGAACUAUGAAAGAUUGUUUAAUUUCUCCCUCUUUGCUUUAUUUUACUCUCCUGCAACAAAACUGUUACAUAAAGUGUGCCUGAAAACCAACACAGAUGUGGUAAAGGAAGAUUAAAACACUGUUAUUACCUAAUCAAUUGUAUUUUAUUCCUUCUUUUAUUUGGGGAGCACCAAGGAUUUGUUCAUGUGUUUUUAAAUUAUGUUUAGAAUCAUGAUUGUAUUUAAAACGCUCGCUGAAGUUCAAUCUAAACUCAAACAGAAUCCAAAUUUCUGAAAUGACCCUCGGUGCUCCACGUGUUUAUAUGUAAAUAUCUUCAAAUGUAAAAUGUGUAUUCUGAAAUCUAAGGUGGAGUAAAACAAUACCAUCGGAAAUAAAACGUGUUGUGUUUAUUUAGAAAGAGAUAUUUAGUGGAACUGAGUUUAAAACAAGUUUUAUUAGACAUAAGUGAGCGUGGAGUUUUCUUUUAUCGAGUCAGACUCUUAAAAUAGGAAUGCUGUCAGCUGAUAUUAGCAUUAACAUGUGAUGAUGGAAAUUGUCUGUAAUUGUUUUUACUCUUUUAACGACACAACUUUUACAUGUCAAGUACAUAUUAUACCUGAAACUCUUCAGCUACAGCUCUGGUCACUAAAAAUGUCAAAAUAUGAAACAUCUGAGGUUUAGUUUUUGAGAUAUUUCACACUCGGCCUGAAUACAAUUGAGGUAGUAGUCAUAUUUUGCACAGAUAAGGUACAUUUUGCACAAUAGGGACUAAUAGGUAGUAAAAAUGUUUUUUUUUUAAUGAAGGACGCCGCAUAUAUUGGUGUCAGGAAUUAAGAGUAAAAAAAUAUGUCAGAUACUGCUUUACGCGCCGAUAUCGCAUAUCCUUACUUUUAAUAGAUUUCUGGACAUCAAAUCACUUGAGAUGAUAAAAUAAAAACUCAUUCAUUCUAGUUUCUUUUCUUGCAUGUUUUUGAAAACUUCAUGACAAAAAAUGCAGUUAAAGCAAACAGCUGCAGGAUUCAUCUCACAGAAUUUAAGAACUUUUGAAGAAAAACUCAAAAACCUUGAGUAAUGUGUUUUGAAAGUGAAGAGAUUCCUGAAUAAAUAAAAGCACAAUACUGUCGUGGCUGCAUGAGUAGAAGACUGGAACAAUAACGCAAUUUAAUGGUGUAAUGCUGAGUUCAAGGGCAUUACUCAUAAGUUCAUUCUUCCAUUCCAUUUCAUUACAAGUCAGUUCAGGCUUCCAUCUCGUCCGCACUAACGGUCUUCUCCCACCUCCCACUGCAGACAAGAAACAGGAAGCUAUUUUACGCAGCACAUGGCAAUCAAUAGCAAUUAGGUGUAUCCUUGACUAAUCCUACUGAAAACGGCAUUCCGGGCAAAGCCAGCAGAGGAUCUCUUAAAGAACACAUUCCUAUAAAAAAGUUUUUGUUUCUAAACCGGUGCCAGCACUUCGAUGGAAUUUUAUAAUGCUGCUUUGUUUUCCCAGUCAAGCUUUCUGUGGUGCCCCACUCCACUUUCAUUCUAAACGGACAUUUUCAAUUAGAUAAUCUCUUUCUGGUAAAGCCACUCACAUAAUGGAAAAAGAUCCCACCAUUAAACACUGAGGCACACAACAAAUUGAUUUCAGUCUAACACACACAUGACACAAAACAAAAGGCCCAGCAGAAUGGAAGCACGAGCAGCAGAUGAACGUGCUUAAAGCGAGCUGGAAAUCGACAGGCAGGUGGGUUGUGGCAUCCGCCAAGGUGCAGAGGCGUGAAAUGGUGGAAUAGAGGCUACGUGUCGCGAAAAGGCAGCAAAUAAUUAUCUGAUUAAAUUUUAUUUCAGUCAGGCUAACUUCUAACCACAACUCAGAGCCUAAAGCUUCCCCUGCAGGGGGGCCUCGGCAAGGUCUGCAGCAACUUUGCUCAAAGGCCAUUUAAUUAUAAGACCUGGAUGCCUCCUGCACUGAGGAUUGCAGGCAAAAAAAUCUCCAUGAAUGCCAUAAUGUAGAAAAAGAAAUGUUGGAGAUUGGAAACAUGCAAGUUCCUCCAAACGAGAUUUAUCUUGAAGCUACGGAGACACUUCGCUCUGAAGAUGGCAGAGAUGAUCGAUGGUGUCACGAAAAGGACCAUCACAGGUGGUGUGGCUAAGCUGACUGUUGUAAAAAUACCUUCAAAGUGCUAAUGUAGGUUCAUCAGGACCAUCUUGAUAAAUGUUUAUUUUUCUUUUCUAUUAUUGUACACAUUUCAAACCAGAAUACUCAAGAACAUAUUUCACCAUAUUGAAAGUGUAUGUUUAAAGAGCAAGUCACCCCCAAAUAAACUUUUUUUUGCUGAUAAACUAAAUAAACGAGUGUCUAAUCGUGCUGCAGACACGUGUCGUCAAUAAUUUGGCACUUCAGUGCAUCUUAGUUAAAAUUUAAAUAUUCUGCCUAAAACUGGCUGUGUUGUGCCGUUGUCAGGUAAAAACUCUGCACUGUAUUUUAAUUUAAAUCUGCCACCGCUAUUGGCUAAGAAGUAUGCUAUGAUGUAAACUGGUACAUUAUGAUGUCACAAUGCUGUCGUGAGCCUGUGUGUGUGUGGGUGGGUGUAUUUGUUAGCGGCUCCGCCCUCUCGGUCUGCCAGGCAACAGCAUGCGUUGCAUUUUUCAAACAUGAAGUGGGAGUGGAGUUAGACUCUGGUAGGGGUUGACUUGCUCUUUAAAAAGAAGCCCAAAACAAAAUGUUUAUUACGUUAAAGCAAAAAUUUACAACCACGUGCAAAAAUUUUAUAAUUAUUUCUUUAUUAAAAAUGUCUGUUUCAUUAGUAAUGCACAAAUUUCUAGUGACUUGUCUAAAGAAACGUCAAGGUUGCACAAAGAAAAACACUAAGAAUCAACAUAGGACCUUUCUCCAUCGAGCACUAAAAUAAUACUCCAUUAUUAAUAUUAUUAUUUUCUAGACUAUAUGCAAUUUUUAUGAUUAAUCAUCUUAAGGUAAAAAUUUUUAAACAUGAUUCAGUUUAGUAAAUAAAAGCUUUAAAGGUUCGGCACCGGGAGGAGGCAGAAGGUAGCGAUGCAGUCCUUCACCCAGGUGGACGGAGCAGACCACACCUUUCCCCGUCUGACUACUGCGGGCUUGUAAGGUCCCUGCGGGUCGUAGAUGAUGUACUGGGUGCAGAGGGCCUGGUCAGAGCCCGGCUGGGCGUGGUAAGCUGCUGCACUUAGGGUUUGUGUCACGUCGCUGUCUGGCUUCGGCUGCCGGCUCAGGAGCUGGCCGCCUCCUUCCCUCAGCAGCUUGGUGAGCUCGUCUUUGGUCGGCGCCUUAAAGGGUCCGAGGAGGAAGAAGAAACAGCCGUCGAAGAGAGGCGGGAGC
Messenger RNA from Nothobranchius furzeri (turquoise killifish), 9341 nucleotides. It is a transcript of the gene vwc2l, whose product is annotated as von Willebrand factor C domain containing 2 like. Gene Ontology annotation, molecular function: protein binding. Lineage: Eukaryota; Metazoa; Chordata; Actinopteri; Cyprinodontiformes; Nothobranchiidae. Gene Ontology annotation, biological process: negative regulation of BMP signaling pathway. The record is from RefSeq and is a predicted model, not a curated record. Gene Ontology annotation, cellular component: AMPA glutamate receptor complex.